Molecule: messenger RNA, 2058 nt
Organism: Colletotrichum siamense
Lineage: Eukaryota; Fungi; Ascomycota; Sordariomycetes; Glomerellales; Glomerellaceae
Exons: 8
Coding region: 1-2058 (685 amino acids)
Biological process (GO): carbohydrate metabolic process
Molecular function (GO): hydrolase activity, hydrolyzing O-glycosyl compounds
Source: RefSeq, a predicted model, not a curated record
AUGGCUCAGCAGUGUCCGAAGAGACAUGCCGCCGGCAGCCAUGCCGGAUACCUACCUAUCGAGGACUAUGGAAUGAUCGGCAACAUGCACACAUGCGCGCUCGUCGGCAUGAAUGGUUCGGUUGAUUUUAUGUGUUGGCCCGACUUUGACUCCCCUACCGUCUUCUGUCGUCUCCUCGACAAGGACAAAGGAGGCUUCUUCAGCAUCUGCCCUCCCGCAUCCAAGCAUUGCACGACAAAACAGCAGUACCUCCCAUCCUCCAACAUCCUUCAGACGAGAUACAUCCAUGAUGACGGCGUCGUCGACCUCGUAGACUUCUUCCCCCGCCCAAAGACGGCCACCGUUCUGGCCAAGAGCAACCGGCAGAGCGCCUUUCGCGAGACCACCAAGAUCCAGGAGGAGCUUAAGAAAUGGCUUGUUCGCCGCGUCGAGUGCAUCCGCGGCCGUCUGGAGAUGGAUAUUGAGCUCUUCCCCGCCUUCCAAUACGCCACUGAGCCCCAUGUCACCACAAUCGUACAGCAGACACACACGCGCGACAACCCCAGCAAGGCCGUGACCUUCCACAGCGAGCACUACAAGCUCCAGCUCGACGUCACGGUCGACGCCGAGUCCGACGAGGGGGCCACCGCCGCAGCCGCCGCACCAUCCGUCACCUUCACCAAGGAGAAGCGCGACGGCAUGCUCGGCGAGGGCGUGGUCGCGCACAUUGCGAUCGAGGAGGGCCAAGCCAUCUCGUUCGUGCUGCGCAACGACAUCCCGGACCACGUCACGGAGGACAUCACCACGGCGGCCCUCGACGGCCAACAGCACGACACGCAGUCGUUCUGGUACAACUGGAUCUCCAAGAGCAGGUACAAGGGCCGCUGGAGGGAGGUGGUCAACCGGAGCCUGAUGCUGCUCAAGAUGAUGACCUACGAGCCGACGGGGGCCAUCAUCGCCGCCCCGACGUUUUCAAUCCCUGAGGACAUUGGAGGUGUUCGCAACUGGGACUACCGCUUCUGCUGGGUCCGCGACUCCAGCUUCACAAUCUACAUCCUCCUCCGUCUGGGCUUCUCGGCGGAAGCGGACGCGUACAUGGACUUCAUCAGCGAGCGCUUCAUCAAGUCGCGCGGCCCCGGCGGCGAGCUGCCCAUCAUGUUCACCAUCCGCGGCGAGACCGAGAUCCCGGAGGUCGAGCUCUCCCACCUCGAGGGGUAUAGGGGCAGCAGGCCCGUCCGCAUCGGCAACGGCGCCGCGUUCCACCAGCAGUUCGACAUCUACGGCGAGCUCAUGGACGCCAUAUACUUGUACAACAAGUACGGAAAGCCAAUCAGCUGGGAUCAGUGGUGCUCCGUGAGGGAGAUGCUGGACUUUGUUCUCACAAUCACAGACAAACCCGACAUGUCCAUCUGGGAAGUCCGCAACAACAAGCAAAACUUCACCUACUCCAAGGUGAUGCUCUGGGUCGCCUUCGACCGCGGCCUUCGCUUGGCGGACAAGCGCAACUUCCCCUGCCCCAACCGCAGCAAGUGGCUCGAGGCCCGCGACAACCUCAUGGAGGAGAUCAUGGACAAAGGCAUGCCCUUCGCUAACACGUGCUACAACAAGGAGAUGAAAUCCUUCGUCCAAAGCUACGAGAACAACACAAUGAUCGACUCCUCCAUCCUCAUCGCCCCGCUGGUCUUCUUCAUCGCCCCCAACGACCCGCGCUUCCUCAACACAAUGGACCGCAUCCUCCUGCCCCCGGAGAAGGGCGGCCUGACCAGCACCGGCCUCGUCUACCGCUACGACACGGAGCUCUCGGAAGACGGCGUCGGCGGGCGCGAGGGCGCCUUCAGCAUGUGCACCUUCUGGCUCGUCGAGGCCAUGACCCGCGCCUCCGUCUACGAGCCAAAGUACCUCGUCCGCGCCGUCAACCUCUUCGAGAACAUGCUCAGCUUCUCCAACCACCUGAGCAUGUUCUCCGAGGAGAUCGCCCGCAGCGGCGAGCAGCUCGGCAACACGCCCCAGGCCUUCAGUCACCUGGCCCUCAUCAGCGCCGCCUUCAACCUCGACCGUGUCACCGAGUUUAUGCGGUAA